ACAACAAACCGCUCUCAGUCUCUGCUCGUUUUUUCUCCAACGCCAGCGACGACACGGAUGAAAACAGUCUUCUGUGUUUUGCGAAGUGAAGCGGCGGAGAAGAUUCCAACGUAUCCGGAGACCUUAACUUUCCGUUACAGCACGAACCGCGCAGCGUGCGGCCUUUGGGGAUUCUAAAGGAUUGGCAAAUAAAACACCUUUCCCCCUCGACUACUCAGUGGAACGGUGCAGUGGGGGCAACUCUGCUCUCAGGUCAGAACAAACCUGUGGCCAUGGAUGUGGAUGAGGAGGAGAAUAUGAGUUCAAGCAGCACAGAUGUUAAGGAAAACCGAAACCUGGACAACGUGUCCUGCAAAGACGGGGUGGGAGUGGCUGAACAGCUCCCCAAUGGAAGUGGCCUGGGCAGUCGAAAGCGCCCCCUGGAAGAGGGGAACAAUGGACAUACACACUCCAAGUUCCGGGCCAAGAAGCGCAAGAAAACCCCGGGGCCGGUCCUGCCCAAGAAUGCUCUGAUGCAGUUGAACGAAAUCAAACCGGGUCUACAGUACAAAUUGCUGUCUCAGACAGGACCAGUCCAUGCUCCAGUUUUUGUCAUGACUGUGGAGGUCAAUGGACAGAUGUUUGAGGGCAUGGGCCCAACUAAGAAGAAGGCUAAGCUAAAUGCAGCUGAGAAAGCACUGCGUUCCUUCGUCCAGUUCCCCAAUGCCUCUGAGGCACACCUGGCCAUGGGUCGAACACUGACAGUGAACACAGACUUUACAUCUGACCAAGCUGACUUCCCAGACAUGCUCUUCAAUGGCUUCGAGACACCAGCCGCACCUGAAGAAUCCUUCUAUCUAGGCUCUAAUGGUAGCAGCUCCUUAAACUUACUAGGGGAGUAUCCCCUGCCCACACCACCUGGCAGCAACCUUGUCCAGGCCCCAUUGCCCCCUCCAUCGACAUUCAGCUCGCCCUCCAGUGGCAAAAACCCAGUCAUGAUCCUCAAUGAGCUCAGGCCAGGCCUCAAAUAUGACUUUGUCUCAGAGAGCGGGGAGAGUCAUGCCAAGAAUUUUGUGAUGUCAGUAACGGUGGAUGCACAGACGUUUGAAGGCUCAGGGCGCAACAAGAAGCUGGCUAAAGCCCGGGCAGCGCAGGCCGCCCUCUCGGCUCUCUUCAACAUGCAGCUAGACCAGACUCCAUCCCGGCAACCCAUACCAAGAGAGGGAUUGCAGCUUCACCUACCCCAGGUUCUGGCUGAUGCAGUCUCUCGCCUGGUGGUGGAUAAGUUCAGUGAGCUGACAGAAAACUUCACCUCCCCCCAUGCACGGCGAAAAGUCCUAGCAGGGGUCGUCAUGACAACAGGGACAGAUGUGAAGGAAGCACAGGUAAUAUGUGUCUCCACGGGAACCAAAUGCAUCAACGGUGAGUACAUGAGCGACCGCGGCCUGGCACUCAAUGACUGCCACGCUGAGAUAAUCGCCCGACGCUCGCUCAUCAGGUACCUCUACACUCAGCUGGAGCUCUUCCUCAGCAAGGAGGACCAGCAGAAGUCCAUAUUCAUGCAGUGUGACAAGGGAGGCUACCGGUUAAAGGAAAACGUUCAGUUCCACCUCUACAUAAGCACCUCGCCCUGUGGAGACGCCAGGAUCUUCUCUCCACACGAGGCCGGAGUUGAAGACCAAGGAGACAGACAUCCAAACCGGAAAGCACGGGGCCAGUUAAGGACCAAAAUAGAGUCAGGAGAGGGCACCAUCCCUGUGAGGUCCAGUAACACCAUCCAGACCUGGGACGGGGUGCUGCAGGGGGAGAGGUUACUCACCAUGUCCUGCAGUGACAAGAUCGCAAGGUGGAAUGUGGUAGGCAUCCAGGGCUCUUUGAUGAGCUACUUCACAGAGCCAAUCUACUUCUCCAGCAUCAUCCUUGGCAGCCUUUACCAUGGCGACCACCUCUCCAGGGCCAUGUACCAGCGCAUCGCCGAUAUCGAGGACCUGCCCCAGCAGUUCACCCUCAACAGGCCUCUUCUCAGUGGUAUAAGUAAUGCAGAGGCCAGGCAGCCGGGCAAGGCGCCCAACUUCAGUGUGAACUGGACGGUGGGGGAUCAGGUCCUGGAGGUGAUCAAUGCAACCACAGGCAAGGACGACAUGGGUCGCGCUUCACGUCUCUGCAAGCACGCCCUCUACAGCCGCUGGGUGCGCCUGCACUCCAAGCUGUCAUCCAUCUUGUGGAUCAAAGUGCUCAAGCCCAGCUCUUACCAUGAAGCCAAGCAGGCCGCCACGGAGUACCACUCUGCCAAGCAGGCGCUCAUCAAGGCCUUCCACAAGGCCGGCCUGGGGGCCUGGGUCAAAAAGCCCAUUGAGCAAGACCAGUUCACCCUCUGCUCCUGAGGGAGUCAAGGGACCAAAGGGAUUCCUGAACCCCCCACCCCACCCUCCCACUCCACCACCACUCCUCCCACCCCCCACCCCCUGACCCAGGGCUGAAAGCAAGAGAGCCCCCUAUUAACAACCAGCCCACAGAGACACUUACCUCCGUCCCGUGUGUAGGCGCGCACGUGCACUUGUACUCGUGGAAACAAACGUUCGUAGUUUCACAAACCGUUCAUAGCUCAUCAUUCUUAUUCCUCAGUGGACCUCAGCCUCACCAUGUCUUUUCUCAUAAUAUUGAUUUUUGUCCAUUUUGAAUUUGAUUUUAAUGGAUGUUUUAAUGGUGGAUUUUUAUUUUUCAUCUUACUUGUUUUCUGUUUUAAAACUGGAAUCCAUGUUUUUUUAAUGCCAUUGAUGUGGAAGUUAAAAUUAUGCAGUUGUGUCUAUUUUCUGGAUCAACGAGUGUAGCCAGUUUAGUGUGAAAUGUAGCCGAGAAAACACACAAUCUUCGUUAACUAAAACCAAUGUGUAUGGACCUGGAAAAAAACCAAUCUACUUGCUAAAAUGAAUGACUUUUGACGAACUUUAAUUUAAAGAUGCAUAAAUCUUCAGGAUGUAAAUCUAGUGCUGAAAAAAAAGAAAGAGAACCUAAAAUAGUUAUAUAACUUUUAGUGUGUGUUACUUGGUCCGUUCCUUAGAUGAGACUACAUGUUCUUAGACCCUGUAUUAAAGAUGAAAAAUGUUCCAAAAA
Molecule: messenger RNA, 3093 nt
Organism: Perca fluviatilis (European perch)
Lineage: Eukaryota; Metazoa; Chordata; Actinopteri; Perciformes; Percidae
Gene: adarb1b
Product: adenosine deaminase RNA specific B1b
Exons: 11
Coding region: 273-2363 (696 amino acids)
Biological process (GO): adenosine to inosine editing; RNA processing
Cellular component (GO): nucleolus; cytoplasm
Molecular function (GO): double-stranded RNA binding; double-stranded RNA adenosine deaminase activity; tRNA-specific adenosine deaminase activity
Source: RefSeq, a predicted model, not a curated record